Gasterosteus aculeatus aculeatus (three-spined stickleback) is the source of this 3346-nucleotide messenger RNA. RefSeq names its product poly (ADP-ribose) glycohydrolase a (gene parga). Gene Ontology annotation, biological process: regulation of DNA repair; nucleotide-sugar metabolic process; carbohydrate metabolic process. The record is from RefSeq and is a predicted model, not a curated record. Gene Ontology annotation, cellular component: nucleus; cytoplasm. NCBI's taxonomy places the organism in Eukaryota, Metazoa, Chordata, Actinopteri, Perciformes, Gasterosteidae. Gene Ontology annotation, molecular function: poly(ADP-ribose) glycohydrolase activity.
AGCUGUCUGCAACAAAGAAGGCAACGUGAACCAAUGACCGCACAACAACUUUUGAAGCGAUAUCUGGUCAGGGAGAGAAAUAACGCUGGUUGUAUAUGGCAAUUUACAAUGAUAAUGUAAUGCAGUUAGAUCACAAGUCUUACACAAAGAAGGACAUGCUUCAGCUAUUGUUGAUUCAUCUUGUCUGACCUGCUGGAUGAAAGGAUGGACUCUCAAGAAUGUGUGACCGCUGAAGUCGAGUCAGAGGGCGUCAAUAAGGAUGUUCCAAAAACAAACUCAACGGAUGGAAAAGAUGAGCUCUUUUGUGGACCACAAAGGAGUGACGCCACAAAAGACUGUGCACCUAUGGAGAACACACACGAUGCUGCAGCAUCCCAGACUUCAAUGGGUUGCGGUUCUCCCAGUGGACCGGAUGAACCUGUUUUUGAGGGCAGCAGCAGCAGCGACACAGCUCUAACAAACACUGCUAAUGGGCAGAAGUCUAAAAGGUCAUCUUCACCUGGUCAUCACCCUGUUAAAACAACCGGUGUUGCCGAACAAUCUUCAAAUCCCAAACUCACGAUCUGUCUUAGAAUGAGUCCCAGGAAGGAUGUCAGUACGCCCCCCUGUGACGUGGAGAUGUUGAGUCCAGACAGCCCCGUUUCUAAAACCGUGUUGAUCAACAGCUCCGCGGACAACGAUCAUGAUGGCAUGGUAUGUGCAGAGGACUCUCCGCAGUUUGUCAAAUACUCCGAUUCUCAAUGUUCUGCCAAAGAAAACAUUGACAUGGGAAGUGAGGAUGCUGAGAAGGCCGAGUACAGUGGAUCAUCUGAAAUGAGCCAGGACUUAAUUGGAAGCCAGUCAGGAGCACUUUUUGAAAGAGGAUGGCUUGGGACACCCAUAGAUGAGCUGAACCGAAUGCCCCAGUGUGCCCCCCCUCUACCUCACCUGAAAGCAACGCAUAGCCACACUGUCACAAUCAGGACAGAUUUCCUCAGAGAGGGUGAGGUCCCUGUUCCACAUCCCAGCAAGUUUAAAGAUGCGUGGGACGACGGGGCCGUAAAGAUGCCCUGCUCUGAGAAGAACCUGUUUCCUAUGGAGACGGAGGAUGGAGGUGGCGUUCAAAGCCGUUGGGAGCUGAUCCAGACUUCCUUGCGGGGAGGGUUGAAAAGUUCUCUGGAUGUGAGGGAUGCAAUAUUAAGAUACAACACAGCCCAUGCAAAGAAAUGGGACUUCACUGCUCUCAACCUUCUUUGCACAGAGUACCUGGAGCAGUCAGAGUUACAACCCCUGUUUGAUGUUGUACUUCCAGCUAUGGUUGAGCUAGCCCUCAGUGCUCCUGUCCUCUGCACAAUGCCGAUUCCCCUUCUGAAGUCCAGGAUGAACCACUCCCUCACCCUCUCUCAGGAGCAAAUAGCCUGUCUCCUGGCCAACUCCUUCUUCUGCACGUUCCCCCGACGCAACUCCCGCAAGUCUGAGUACAACAAUUACCCAGAGAUCAACUUCUACAGGUUAUUUGAAGGUCCUUCACCAAGAAAAAUUGAGAAAUUGAAAACUCUGCUGUGUUACUUCCGGAGAGUCACACAGACCAAGCCCAAGGGUCUUGUUACAUUCACAAGACAAACUCUGAACACUCCCCCAAACUGGGAAAGUUCCAAGACUCUGCUGAAACGCCUACACGUCACUUGCGAGGGGACGAUUGAGGAUGACGGAUAUGGGAUGCUGCAGGUGGAUUUUGCAAACAGGUUCGUUGGCGGCGGAGUAACGGGACAUGGACUGGUCCAGGAGGAGAUCCGGUUCCUCAUCAACCCCGAACUCAUUGUCUCUCGCCUCUUCACUGAAGCUUUGGAAAGCAACGAAUGCCUCAUUGUGACCGGUACUGAACAGUACAGUAAAUAUGCCGGCUAUGCAGAGAGUUUCAAAUGGAAGGACAGCCACAAGGAUGAGACUGCCAGGGACGACUGGCAGAGACGAUGCACAGAGAUUGUGGCCAUCGAUGCUCUUAGGUUCAGGCACUUCCUUGAGCAGUUUCUCCCCGAGAAGAUGACCAGAGAACUCAACAAGGCAUACUGUGGAUUCUUCAGAAACAACGCCAACAGCAAGCACCUCUCUGCAGUAGCCACCGGGAACUGGGGCUGUGGGGCCUUCGGCGGAGACACCCGGCUCAAAGCACUGAUUCAGUUGAUGGCUGCUGCAGAGGCCGGGAGAGACGUGGCAUACUUCACGUUUGGCGACGCUCAGCUCAUGAGGGAUGUUCAUGAAAUACACACUUUCCUCACUGGGAGACAAGUCACCGUCGGGAGGCUGUACUACCUUCUCAACCAGUACUCCAGUUCCAUGUGCAAGAAUUGCCGCACGACGCGACCCGACGUCAGUCUCUAUAGUUUUAUCUACGAGAGAGUCUCUUCCCCUGCGUCAGCCGACGGCCCCGACUCCGCUAAGGAUUCUGGGAUAUCCCCUCCAACGUCGGACUCUCACUAGGACGGACUGAGCUGCAACUUAACUCAGCCGUGUGCUUACAAUCAUUUCCCCUGUUGCUCUCUCUCUCGCUCUCUCUCUCACACACGCUCCCUUUAAGUUUGGGAUCCCAACACAAGAUAUCAAACAUACAUUUGGGCUUUCUCGUUGGCGGUUUCAUAUUGGAGGCUCGUAGUGUGACUCAACAUGUGGUGAAGUGUUUCAGAGACUUAUAGCAAUAGUAAAUCCUGGUUGCUGUUAGGCUUUUCUUUAAUCUAAAUGUGAUGUGGAAUCAUUUUUGUUUUUACCCUAAAUACAAAUAUUGCCAAAUAAUCAUCACAUGCAUGGUUGUGGCCACUUCAUGAUUAAUAAUCCAGGACGUGAUCAUCAUCCCUUGUUAUAUUGUCCUAUAUUGUGUUUGCUUCUUUUUCGGAUGCGUUCGCCAAACCCAGGCGGUGGUGAUGUUCCUGAAGACGACGAGACGCAUUUGUUUAUCACAUAUUCUACAAACAUAUGCUGCCUUUUACAUCCCCUAGGAUGUAGAUGUUUAACUCACAUAUUGUCCUUAUUUUAAUGAGUCAAAACCAACUGUAAUGUCACCGGUAUGAGAAUCGUGUCAGAGGAAAUGGAUGCAUUUCUUUCAUGCUUGAUUUAUAUUCUGAGUAAUUCAAACAUUUUCAAAUAUAUUCACUUUUAAGCAGAGUAGUGCUACUGUAAUGUAAAUACAAAUAAAUAAUGGGGAAUCAGAUAUAGUUGGACGCAGAAUAUUAUUUUUGUUAAUGGUUUUUACUAAACUUUUACUUUGGCAAUAUCCUGUUUUUUUUAUUUUGAUUUACAGUAUUUUUUCUGAUUGACAGUGUGGGUUCUAUUUAAUGGUGGGUUCAUAAAUAAAAUUAAAUGCUGUAAAUGU